Molecule: messenger RNA, 1810 nt
Organism: Varanus komodoensis (Komodo dragon)
Lineage: Eukaryota; Metazoa; Chordata; Lepidosauria; Squamata; Varanidae
Gene: KIFC1
Product: kinesin family member C1
Exons: 13
Biological process (GO): microtubule-based movement
Molecular function (GO): ATP binding; microtubule motor activity; microtubule binding
Source: RefSeq, a predicted model, not a curated record
UUAGCCGGGACCCGUCGGCCGGUGCCCGCGGCAGCCCCCAAGACAGCCCCUGCUCCCACCGGCGGGGGGGAGAAGAAGCGAGCGCCCUGGGACCUGAAGGGGCAGGUCAGCGACCUCCGCGCCCGUGUGGGCUCCUAUAAGGAGAAGGUGCAGGGCCUGUCGGGGGAUAACGAGAGCCUGAGGCAGCAGCUGGGCGGGCUGCAGGCCGAGCUCAGGCAAGCCGUGGCCCAGAAGGACGAGCUGAGCAGCCGGGCCAGUAAGCUGGCCGCCGAACUGCAGCUGUGCCAAGAGGAGGCCCACGGCCGUCUGCAGAAGGUGCUGGCCCUGCAGGAGAAGGAGCGGCAGCUGGAGGAGACGCUGUGCAGCCAGGCCCACGACAUCGGGGAGCUCCGGGGGGCCAACCGGGCCAUGGAGGAGAGCGGCAGGGAGUUGGCUGCCCGGCUGGAUGUGCAGGAGCGCGAGCUGCAUCUGGCGGAGGAGAGCCUGGCCAGGCAAGGGCAGGAGAACGAGGCGCUGCGGGCCCGGGUGGAGCUGCUGGAGCAGAAGCUGCACGAGUCGGAGAUGGAGCGCCGGCUGCUGCACAACACGGUCCAGGAGCUGAAGGGCAACAUCCGCGUCUUCUGCCGCGUCCGACCUCUGCUGGCCGACGAGCAGGCAGCUCAGAAGGGGAUGGGCCACCUGAGCUUCCCGGCUGAGGACAACAGGAGCCUCGUGCUCUCCAAGGAGGAGGACUCCCACGUUGGCCGGGAGCGCAAGGACGACAUCACCUACGAGUUCCACUUCGACCGGGUCUUCCCUCCCUCCAGCUCCCAGGGGGACGUCUUCGAGGAGAUCUCCCUGCUCGUGCAGUCCGCCCUGGAUGGUUACCACGUGUGCAUCUUCGCCUACGGGCAGACGGGGAGUGGAAAGACGUACACCAUGGAGGGCCCCGACGACCUCAGCCCAGACACCAUGGGCAUGAUCCCCCGGGCCGUGCAGCAGAUCUUCAAGACCUCCCACGAGAUGGCGGCCAAGGGCUGGAAGUACCAGUUUACUGCCAACUUCCUGGAGAUCUACAACGAGUCGCUGCGGGACCUGCUGGUGUCGCGGCCCGAGCUGAGCCCCGAGCUGGAGAUCCGGCGGGUGAGCCAGCACACCGAGGAGCUCCACGUCCCCCAUCUGUGCUACGUGCCGGUCGCUUCGGAGCAGGAGGUGCUGAAGCUGCUGCGGACGGCCAAAGCCCAGCGCUCCGUGGCCAAGACGAGCCUCAAUGAGCGCUCCUCCCGCAGCCACAGCCUCUUCCAGCUCCGCAUCGAGGGCCAGAACGCCAACCGGGAGCUCCACACUUCCUCUGUGCUGAGCUUGGUGGACCUGGCCGGCAGCGAGCGCCUGGAUAAGUCGCUCUCAAAGGGGGAUCGCCUCCGAGAGACGCAGGCCAUCAACAGCAGCCUCUCCAACCUGGGUCUGGUCAUCACGGCCCUCAGCAACAAGGAGGCCCACAUCCCCUACCGCAACAGCAAGCUGACCUACCUUCUCCAGAACUCGCUGGGGGGCAACUCUAAGAUGCUCAUGUUCGUGAACAUCUCUCCCUUGGAGGAGAACUUCGGAGAGUCCCUCAACUCCCUCCGCUUUGCCCGAAAGGUGAACGAGUGUGUGGUUGGCACGGCGUCCGCCCACCGGAAGUGAGGGGGCCGCUCGUGGAGCAGAGGCGCCUCGUGGAGCUCGGCAGCAUCUCUCUGACUCUCUUCUUCGUUAGUGUUGAUACUCCUUAUAUGUGCUGUUUUCUAAUCGAUGUUUGUACGGAAGUUUUUCAAUAAAUUUUUGUGUGUGA